AGCCGGUGACACCGGGGCCAGGAGUCGGCCGCCUGGCCCGCGCAGUGCGGGCGAUGGCUCCCGCUCCCGGCUCGGGGCUGCGGCGGAAAGGGGCGGCGGGGCCGGGCUCGCUGCGCCAGAGCCUGCGGCGAGCCUGGCAGGAGAAGCACCGGGUGCUCCUGGCGCCCCAGUACACGGGGCUGGUGGCCGCCUGGCUCUGCCUGGCGGAGGUGGGGGUUACGCACUGGGUCAUUCGCAGGGUGGCAUACACAGAGAUCGACUGGAAAGCCUACAUGGAUGAGGUGGAGGGAGUCGUUAACGGGACCUUCGAUUACACCCAGCUGAAGGGAGAUACCGGGCCCCUGGUUUACCCCGCCGGGUUUGUUUACAUCUUCCUGGGUCUCUACUACAUCACCAGCCGCGGCACCAACAUCCGUCUGGCGCAGUAUCUCUUCGCCGCGCUCUAUCUCGUGACGCUGCUGCUUGUCUUCCGCAUCUACAGCCGGACCAGAAAGGUCCCCCCCUAUGUUUUCUUCUUCAUGUGCUGCGCCUCCUACCGCAUCCACUCCAUCUACAUCCUGCGACUCUUUAACGACCCCGUCGCCAUGGCCAUCCUCUUCCUCGCAGUCAACCUCUUCCUGGAAGAGCGCUGGUCCUGGGGCUGCUGCUUCUUCAGCCUGGCCGUGUCGGUGAAGAUGAACGUCCUGCUCUUCGCUCCAGGGCUCCUCUUCCUGCUUCUCUGGCGCUUCGGCCCCCUGGGCACCAUCCCCAAGCUCUCCAUCUGCGCGCUGCUGCAGGUGGUCCUGGGGCUGCCCUUCCUGCUGGAGAACCCUGUUGGGUACGUGACCCGCUCUUUCGACCUGGGCCGCCAGUUCCUUUUCAAGUGGACGGUGAACUGGCGGUUCCUGCCAGAGGAGGUUUUCCAGCAUCGGGCCUUCCACCUGGCACUUCUCGCAGCCCACCUGGGUGCCCUGGGACUCUUUGCACUGCAUCGGUGGCACAGGUCUGAGGGGAGUCUCUUGUCACUGCUGAAGGAUCCAGCAGAGAGGAAGAGUCCGCCCCAGCCCCUGACAGCCAACCAGGUCGUCUUCGUUCUCUUCACCUCCAACUUCAUCGGCAUUUGCUGCAGCCGGUCCCUGCACUAUCAGUUCUACGUGUGGUAUUUCCACACCCUGCCCUACCUGCUGUGGUGCACCCCUGCCGGGAAGCUCAGCCACCUGCUGAGGGUGCUAAUCCUGGGCCUCAUCGAGCUCUCCUGGAACACGUACCCCUCCACACUUUGCAGCUCAGCUUUCCUGCACGUGUGUCACGGGAUGAUCCUGCUGCAGCUCUGGUACGGCACCACUGCCCCCCUGGAGCCACAGAAAACGACCCCCUCCCUGAAAAAGACACAGUGAGACCCUGGGCAGCUGGAUGAUGGGACCUGCAGCCCCUCCCCCUGGGAGCUGGAACUGGAUAUUCUGCCUGGGCGGGACGAUGCCCUGGGCUGGUAGCCCUGGCUGCUGAAUUUCCAGGCUGUUCUGCAGGUGCCGCUCAGCUGGUGGCACUGCCUGUCCUACCCGGUGGCUGAGUGGAGCAGGCCCCCCCCGGGGACACCUCUUACAUGGGAUUUCCUCAAUAAACGUGGCAAUGUCCCGUGGGCUCUCCUGACCCCGGCCUGCA
This is a messenger RNA of Caretta caretta (loggerhead turtle), 1641 nucleotides long. RefSeq names its product ALG3 alpha-1,3- mannosyltransferase (gene ALG3). Gene Ontology annotation, cellular component: endoplasmic reticulum. The record is from RefSeq and is a predicted model, not a curated record. Gene Ontology annotation, molecular function: dol-P-Man:Man(5)GlcNAc(2)-PP-Dol alpha-1,3-mannosyltransferase activity. Lineage: Eukaryota; Metazoa; Chordata; Testudines; Cheloniidae.